AUGGCUUCAUCAAAUAGGCACUGGCCUAGUAUGUUCAAAUCCAAGCCCACCUGCAACACUCAUCACCACCACCAAUGGCAGUCACAGGACUCCAACAACAAUCUUCUCUCUUCUACCUGCCACAGAUCUCCUUACUCUUCUGGAUGUGAAGAGAGAAGCCCAGAGCCAAAACCAAGAUGGAACCCAAAACCUGAACAAAUCCGGAUCCUUGAAUCCAUAUUCAAUUCGGGAAUGGUGAAUCCUCCUAGAGAUGAAAUCAGAAAAAUUCGAACCCAACUGCAAGAGUAUGGGCAAGUUGGUGAUGCCAAUGUCUUCUACUGGUUUCAGAACAGGAAAUCUAGGAGCAAGCAUAAGAACCGUCACCUUCAAAAAUCCCAAAACCACCAAUCUCUACCUGUAUCUGCGACCACCACCAAGGGGGCAACCACCUCAUCUUCUUCCUCCUCUGAAAAGUCUUCCUCGAAGUCCAUCGAGUUCCUCUUGAACUCCCCCACAGAUUCAGUAGAUCAACAAGGACAUGGCUAUUUUGGUGGUGGAGGGACGGGUUACCACCAUCAGCACCACAGUGAAUUCUUGCAAGAACCCUUUUUUUUCACCACAGUGCAACACCCACCUCCGCCACCGCCAGCCUCCACCACUACUGCCAGUUUCACAGAAGGGUUUUGUUUCUCGGAGUUAGGAAAUGUGAUGAAUGAAGAUCAUAAUCACGGGAAUCUUGAUGAGACGGUUGGGAGUGGAUCUGCGAUGUUGCUAACUGAUUUAAUGAUGAUGAAUCACCAAAAUGGAAUGCCGAAGAACAAUAAUAGCAAGUGUGUUGAAGAAGAGAAGAUGAUGAAACUCUCGAGCUACAAUUUUACUCCACCUUCAGCUUCUACUUCCAUUGUUCACCUUAAUCCUACCACGACUGCUGUUCCAUCAACUGUAAAUAUUCAAGGUGUGGAGGAACCAGCGCCUGGGAAAUCGACCGUGUUCAUCAACGACGUAGCGUUUGAGGUAGCAGUCGGCCCCUUCAACGUGAGGGAGGCGUUCGGCAAUGAUGCUGUGCUGGUACACUCUUAUGGUCAGCCAGUGGUGACCAAUGAGUGGGGCGUCACCCUUCACUCGCUCCAGCAUGGCGCAGUUUAUUACCUGGUGCGCUCGUUCUCGUUCGAUCAUUCCAGCGCUAUCGACUUGGUAUACAUAUGCUUUCCAUCCACAUCUUCAUCACACACACCACCCAAGUUUAGUUCAUAG
Messenger RNA from Cynara cardunculus var. scolymus (artichoke), 1233 nucleotides. RefSeq names its product WUSCHEL-related homeobox 9. The record is from RefSeq and is a predicted model, not a curated record. The transcript has 3 exons. Bases 1 to 1233 code for a protein of 410 amino acids. NCBI's taxonomy places the organism in Eukaryota, Viridiplantae, Streptophyta, Magnoliopsida, Asterales, Asteraceae. Gene Ontology annotation, molecular function: DNA binding; DNA-binding transcription factor activity. Gene Ontology annotation, biological process: regulation of developmental process.